Paraphaeosphaeria sporulosa is the source of this 1908-nucleotide messenger RNA. Its product is annotated as sporulation protein-like protein RMD1. The record is from RefSeq and is a predicted model, not a curated record. Bases 154 to 1710 code for a protein of 518 amino acids. NCBI's taxonomy places the organism in Eukaryota, Fungi, Ascomycota, Dothideomycetes, Pleosporales, Didymosphaeriaceae. The transcript is spliced from 3 exons.
UGGCCGACGCUUCUUUCGCACCCACCACGACGGCAACACACACACGGCGACUGGGCUGCCCGUGCCUGCUUCCCCGGCUAUGCUGUUCUUAUAAUCGCCCUCUGCCCGCUCGGAAGCCCCGAUAUUGCGACACCCCCGUGGAAAGCACACACCAUGGCGUCGAGCUCCACCGAAACCACGCCGCUCAUCUCCUCCAUCGCCGGCUCGGCUGGGCCCCGUCCUGUCGCUCCCAAGCCGCAGAGGACCGUCACCUUCAAUCCCACCGUCCAGUCCAGCAGCCCCAAGCAGCAGCCACGCGCAGCACCCCCGUCGAGCCCUCAACCCGCCUCAAAUGCGCUCGCCCAGGGUGGGAAGCCGAUGAUGGCCUCCCUCAACAACCGACUGAGGAGAAGGAACAGUUCCGGCGCUGCCAUGCUCCCGCACCAGAACCCAGCCCCCAAGAUUGGCCCCCAGAGAACAACAAGGACGGCCCAGAAGCUGAAGCUCCUGCCGGAUCCAGAGCAUGCCGAAGAGGACGCAGACGAAGAGAGUGGCCGCGAUGUCUACGUGCAGUACACACGCAUCAAAGACCCCACCGCGAGAAGAGAUGCUGCCCGCCUGGGAAAGGCUGACCGCGAGCGACUGCCCAGAGUGACGGCCUACUGCACCGCCGCAUCCUACAAGAUGGACGAGCUGAUGCGCUUCCUCAAAGGAAAGGCACGUUUACGAGGCGCUCAGCCGAAGCGCUUCGACGAGUGUAUAUACUCACCGUACAACUACGGGACCAAAGGCCCAGAGAAGAUUGCGAGUACAAGCGCCGAGGAGCAACCACCAGAGCGCCAAAGGAGAUACUCCGAUAGCGCCAUUGAGGUCGAUGCCGAAAACGAACGAAGGAGAGAAGUUCUGAUAGACCUGCAAGAUAACAACGAUGCACCAUCAAUAGGACAUGGCGAAGGCUCCGAACAGCAAGAACGACCCGCGCCCAUGCAUGCAGACUCCGACCCCUCCAUGGACACCCAAGACUUCGACACAUUGGUGCACACCCCCGAAGUAUUCCUCUUCGAAUAUGGCACAGUAGUAACAUGGGGUAUGACGACUCAAGAAGAGAAACGCUUCCUCAAAGAGAUCGCCAAAUUCGAAGUCGACAAGCUCGGCAAAGACGAAAUCGAAACCGAGGAGUUCAACUUCUACUACACGCGCGAGUACCAGGCGCGCAUCUACAACGACUUCAUAUCGCUCCGCGACAAGAAAAACUACAUGAUCAAGCUCGCCAUCUCCCACGGCCUCUCGCAGUCCGUGAAGACGUCGCUGUUCGAGGACCUCGUUGACAACACCAUCGACGACACAAAGGACAUCCCCGCGCAGAUUGCGAGCUCCGGAAAAAUCAAUCUGAACAAGAAGCAGAUCAACAUGCAGAUCGGGCAGCUGUUCAUCCUAAGGAUAAGCAUACAUUUGCAGGGCAGCGUGCUAGACGCGCCAGAGCUCAUGUGGGCAGAGCCCCAGCUGGAUCCCGUGUACCAGGCUGUAAGAAGCUAUCUGGAGAUGGACCAGCGGGUGAGCCUGUUGACGGAGCGGCUGAACGUUAUCGGCGACCUGCUGGCCGUGCUGAAGGACCAAUUGACGGUCACGCAUGGCGAGCUCCUCGAGUGGAUCGUCAUCAUCCUCAUCUUCGCCGAGGUCCUGGUCGCGGGGAUCAACAUCAUCGUGGAUUUGAACGCUGCGGGCGAGUAGGAAUGAUGAGAAUGGUUCGGCAUCCGGGCGGCACCUUGUACAUACCCUUAUCCCUUUCUUUUGUACAAUUACAUCAACGCCUUGUGCAUGUGAGUGGUGAAGGCGGAGCGGAGCGGAAAGCGGAGCCUUGUAGCUUAUAAUUGAGGGUCCGCGGUCACGGGCUAUAUUUUGCAGCGAGCCCACGACUGCAGUGUACAC